Molecule: messenger RNA, 891 nt
Organism: Nelumbo nucifera (sacred lotus)
Lineage: Eukaryota; Viridiplantae; Streptophyta; Magnoliopsida; Proteales; Nelumbonaceae
Source: RefSeq, a predicted model, not a curated record
AUGAAGAGACAAUAUGCAGUCAUUUGUGAGAUGCUCGGCCCCAGUUGCACAGGAUUUGGAUGGGAUGAUCUAAAAAAGUGUAUCACUUGUGAAGAAGAGGUCUUCAAUGAGAUAGAGAAACUAGGGAGAGAUAGAGACCCCUCCAUUAUAUUUGGGAGAGAUAGAGAAACUAGGGAGAGUGCAGAGGCUCCUGCUGAUGCUGCAGAAAAUGUGAAAGGGAGGAGGAGUCGUUUACAAAUGCAGGCCUCUGAACACAAAAGAAAUCGGUGCAGGAGCAUCAAUGGUGUAACUGAUUUUGCUAAAGAUGGUGAACUUAUAGUCAAGCUGAAUGGUGUAACCAAGAAGAAACCUGCCAAGGUAAUUGACUUUGUUUUCAGCCCUCAAACUUCCAAUAAGGUUGCAUUAGGCUACAAGUGUGUGCUGAAUUCCAUGGCAGCAGAAGAUUCUCUUGCCAAUUUUGCUCGAUGGGAACCCGCCCAUGGCAACUUCAACUUCCGGCAUCCAUGGAAACAGUACCUCAAGGUCACAGCCUCCAUGCGUGACUAUGCUUAUUGCGUAGAGGCUCUCAGUGGUCGUAUCAACCAUCCGAGUGAAGAGUGCUUGGCAUUAAGCUCCAUCUCUUCAAGCAUCUUGAGGGAAUUGGUGAUCAACAUUAAGAGUAUGAGGACCUCUUCCACAAUACAUUCCGUAGUUGAAGAAUUGAACAAAGCAGUAGAAGAUGUCCAAAAUGCCCUAAAAUCUAUUCCUAACUAUUCCAUACCUCUCAUGGAGGUUCUUCCUCUUAACACAGUAGCUUCUUUGUUGAUUAAAAUUGUAGCAAGGAUCCAACUACUAGUUGAUGAAGUGGAUAAACUAGCAAACUUGGCAGGUUUCAAGCCACCAGAAAGUUAG